CUCUCGCGUACGUGACCGGGCUAGAGUUAGCAGCUAGCUUCCUCCGGAACACAAUCUUACCGGUUCGUGUAGCUGGCUGUCCGCAACAUGUUCAGAGCCGCCGUCCGACUUUCAGUCUCCGGUGUCCGGAGUUUAACUCGGACGCAACCACGGUGCCAAGGUAUAUUCCCUCUUUCAUUGUCACGUCUGAUUUUUGUGUGUUUGUGUGAUUAUUUGGCUUAUAAAAGUCUCUAAAAGGUUGUAACGGAAAUCAAGUGUAUCGACACAUUGCGGCGUCUGCGCGGCUAAGCUAACUAGCUUAUAUGAGCCCAGUCGGUGUAACCAUCAUUUUAUUGACACACCGGUGUGUUUAAGGUGUCAUUUUUUCAGCACCUAGUAUGCUCCGUUAUUCAAAGCUGUUAUUAAACUCACGACCUUGUUGUGUGCUGUACUAAAAUGGUCUCGGUGUUCAGCGUGGAGGUGUCCGUGUCCUUGUCGUGACCCAGUUUGAAGGCUGUGUCUGCGGCCCUGCUGUGGUUCUGCUGCAGCUAAACGCUAACAUGCUAGUUGGAUAGUUAAGUUCUCAGCCAACUAGUCGUUAGAAGUCUUGACCUUAAGGUGUGGUUACAUACCAAAAUAAAGUAGGAAACGCCUCAGUGUGUUAUUGUGAUGAGCUUUUGGCUCAAACCCUGCAUACUGUAGUCGUUCCUUUUGAUCAGGAAACUGAAUUAAUCGAGUUGUUAGAUGUCUGAUUAUUGCCACUUAUGUCAACAUAUUGUGCAUGUUUGACACCCACACCCCCAAGGUCUUUAAGGUGAGAUUCCAGGUUUGUUUGUCAGGGUGUACUGAGCCUGAUAGGUGCAGUAGGUAGGUCAUUUUAGGCCGUCGGCAGAGAGCCAGUUGUAUUACAUUACUAGACAGCAGCAGCAUUUGUCCUCUGUCUACUUCUAUCAGGGGAGAAAUCCUUGAGCGAGUUUGCAUGUCUGUAUUGUCUGACACUCUCACACUGUAAAUGCAUUUAAGUGAUGAUUGAUUGCCUCACUAAAAGUUGUUUUUGUUUCUAUUAUUGCAGCUGUUUUGACCUCAAGGUGUUACUCACAUGGGAAGCAAGAGACAGACGAGGAGUUUGACGCUCACUGGGUCACCUAUUUUAACAAGCCAGACAUCGAUGCAUGGGAGCUGAGAAAAGGUAGGUUUGUGGAUGAUGUUAAAGAAACAUCUCAGUUGUGUUAAGUGCCAAAAUGAGAAGUAUCUGCAACAUUGUGAAGUCAUACGAUGAAGCCACAGUUGGAGGUGAAACAACAGAAUAACGAGUAAAUAGCUAUUAUUUAAGUAAAAAACAAGCCUUGGUAUGAUUGUUACUGUAAUUAUGCGGUUUGAUUGCUAUAAAUAUUCAUUUUCAAUGUCAUCAUACCAUCAGCGUGACAAAAUCAAUCCCCUAUCUAAAAAUAUUUCACUUUGUUGGGCACCUUCCACUCUGAGCAGUGCAUAAUGUUAGGGUUACCACUUUAAGGCAGUUGUUUCUUGCAGCAUGUCAUAUAUCUCCAAUAAAGGUAGAAAUACAGACAAGGUAAACUUUUAAAAGACAUAAGGAAAAUGCUCCUAGCUCAUUAAGUCAAUUAAAACUCUUUUUCAUUGCCUAAAGAGUGUGAACACAAAGGGCUCAUGCAAGAGGAUUGGAUUUUGAUUAGGGCCUGACCGAUAUGGAUUUUUUGGGGCCGAUUAUUAGGGGGGAAAAAAAUCCUAUUACCGAUUAAUUGGCCAAUUUAAAAAAAAAAUUUUUAUGAAGUUAUAAAAAUAUAUAUAUACUGUAGAUAUCUACAUACUGUAGGCUACUGCUCUUCACGCCAACAGGAAGACCAGAAAAGCGUUUGAACCAAAUCUUAUUCUCCGCAUUUUAUUUCUGAAAAUAUCGGCGAGUUUUGGCCGAUUACCGAUUAGUCUCAAACGGGCUAAAAUUGGCAGAUUUAAUUGGCUUGCCGAUAAAUCAGUUGGGCCCUAAUUUUGAUUUGCCGAAAUCCAUUCAGAAACCUAUGAAAAAGCACAAUCUGAAAUUUUCUGUUAAAAACACCAAACAGAAGAUGAAAUGAAAUAGUUUUUUUUCCAUCUGCAUGCAUGCUCCAGGGUCUUUAUGGCUACAUGUUGUUGUGUGAGUGAAAUGCUGUUUGUACUCUAUCUACAAAUGUGUUUUCAUAUUCCAGGAAUGAACACACUGAUUGGGUAUGAUCUGGUACCUGAGCCAAAGAUUCUUGAGGCAGCACUGAGAGCCUGUCGAAGGUUAAAUGACCUGGCCAGCGCCAUCAGGAUUUUGGAAGCUGUGAAGGUAAGGAGAGAAGAGAAUCUGUCACCAUAUUUGCUGCUUUUUUCACAAGUUAUUAAUUUAUGUGUUUUAAUAUCUGUUUUCCUUAGGACAAAAGUGGUCCCCACAAAGAAAUCUACCCAUACCUGAUUCAGGAGCUUAAGCCAACAUUAGAUGAACUCGGUAUUUCUACACCUGAAGAGCUGGGAAUUGACAAAGUGUAGAGAAGCAGGUAUCAAAGACUUUCCUCAGUCACAUGUGUGUUUUUUGUAAAACUGAAAUCUGACAGUAAUUUUUGUGUGUGUUUCAGAUCCAAACGGUGGACAUCCCCAGGACAGAGAACCCUUGUACUUUUAAUGUUUGCCUCAUCUAAUACGUGUGAUAUUUAAUUUGGCCUUUAUUAAGUUCUUUUGCUUGUAAAAUAUUGAUGAACCUAAUAAAGGAAACUGUAUGCUUAUUGAGAGUCACAAAUAUUUUGAGAUAUUUGAAGCUGUUUGAAUGCUUAAUGGAGCAAUAGCGCAGAGUGUCACUUAACUGUGCAUGUUGUCAAAAGUGUGUCUGGACCUUUUUUUUGUGUGCGCCUCAUUUUUCGCCACAAGGGAGCAGCGUUUUCAUGUGAAUGUACAAAGCGUUCUGUUUUCAAUCAACAUUACAUCUGUUUUUAUUUCAGGGAAAAUUUUCAUGCUGGUUGAAUAAACUUUUCAAAUGGAGAUUGGUGUAUGUUAUUAUCAACGCAAAACUUAAAAUCUGCUUAAAAUUGUUUAAAAUUUAUAGUACUAUUUGCUUUUUUAAAAGUGGUUGUGGUAGUAAUUUUGUAAAUACUUUUUAAAAAGUACUUCGCAAUAUUGAUCACAAAACAUAGUUAUGUCACUCAAUAUGUAAUCUUAGAUAACAAGUAUGUUUUUUCUGGGGGAACUGAGCAGUAUAUGCAUCUCAGGUCUUUGUAAGCAUUAAUAUGUUAAAUAUCCCUUGAGUGUUGCAGCACAACUUAAAUGUUAUAUGUCAAGUUUGAAUGUUAAAUCCUAAUGUUUAUUCUGAUCCAAGUUUUAAUCUAAACCACUUUUUCUAAAUUCUCUUAAAAAAUUUAUGAUCCGUUUUAUUAUAAAAUAAUGCAAAUUAUGUUUAGAGCAAAAUCAGAAAUGCUCCCUGACUCAAUACAGAGGUUCUUUUCAAUUCAGGACGGUCUGUAUAAUCUCAGAGGUGCUUGCAAAUUUACUGUACAAAAAGCUAAAAAAGGUAUGAAAAGGAGAUGUGUCUCUGUUACUGGAAUUCAAUUCUUGUAUGAUGCCAACAUAAAAUUAAAAACAUGUCAUUCUUUUCUGGUUUUCAAGAAAA
Molecule: messenger RNA, 3613 nt
Organism: Xyrichtys novacula (pearly razorfish)
Lineage: Eukaryota; Metazoa; Chordata; Actinopteri; Labriformes; Labridae
Source: the annotation of a GenBank genome assembly